Chlamydomonas reinhardtii is the source of this 2162-nucleotide messenger RNA. RefSeq lists its product as uncharacterized. Gene Ontology annotation, cellular component: eukaryotic translation initiation factor 3 complex; cytoplasm. The transcript is spliced from 12 exons. Bases 92 to 1684 code for a protein of 530 amino acids. Gene Ontology annotation, biological process: translational initiation. Lineage: Eukaryota; Viridiplantae; Chlorophyta; Chlorophyceae; Chlamydomonadales; Chlamydomonadaceae. The record is from RefSeq and is a predicted model, not a curated record. Gene Ontology annotation, molecular function: translation initiation factor activity.
AGGCAGCUGUAACGUGUAGGCUUUGUUCUAGUGAAGUGCUCCGGUUCGGAAAGGUCGACUUGUGUUCGCGCCUGCAUAGCCCUCCCCAGAAAUGGGCGGUCUCCAGGAGUUCUACACGGUUCCUGAUAUUGUAAAGCAAUGGGCGCAUUACUUCUACCGACACAUCAGGGAACGCAACAUUCCGGAGAUUCAGUCGAUGUAUGAGAUCUCCUUCCUGAAGCUCAGCGACCGCUACUACAAGGCCUCGCCAUGGCCAGAGGUGCAGCACAUCGCGGAGGUGGUGGACCACGACCACGUGUUCUGUCUGCUGUACAAGGAGAUGUACUUCCGCCACCUGUACGCGCGCUGCCAGCCCACCCUGCGCGACCGCUGCGAGUCUUGGGACAACUACAUCGACCUGUUUGGCCUGCUGCUGACCAGCAACGUCAACAUGCAGCUACCCAACAUCUGGCUGUGGGACAUGGUGGACGAGUUCCUCUACCAGUUCCAGUCAUUCUGCCAGUACCGCGGCAAGGUGCAGAGCAUGUCGCCCGAGGAGAUUGAGAACCUCAAGAAGUGCGACAAGGUGUGGAACAUUGUGGAGGUGCUCAACAUCCUGCAGGCGCUGGUGGACAAGUCCGGCAUUGUGGCGGAGCUGGAGGGAGACGGCGGCGCGCGGCUGAGCCAGCUGGAGGGCUACUACCCGCAGAGCUCCAACGUGCUGCGCAUGCUGGGCUACUUCGCGCUGACCGGGCUCAUGCGCGUGCACUGCCUGGUGGGCGACUACUUCACAGCGCUCAAGGCCAUCUACCCGCUCAACCUACACGAGCGCACGCACCUCUUCACGCCGCGCAUCCCCGGCGCCCACAUCACCCUCUUCUACUACGGCGGCUUCUCCUACCUCAUGCAGCGCCGCUACCUGGACGCCGCCCGCUGCUUCAACGCGGUGCUGCUGUACAUCUACCGCGUCAAGGCGGCGCACCGCAACAGCCCGCAGUACGAGCAGAUGCUCAAGAAGAACGAGCAGAUGUACAGCCUGCUGGCGGUGUGCCUGGCGCUGUGCCCCGCGGCCGCCAAGAGCCUGGACGAGAACGUGCUCAUGCAGCUGCGCGAGCGCCAGUCCGACAACAUGGCCGCCAUGGCGCGCGGCGACAUCGACCUGUACGACAGCCUGUUCCGGGACGCCUGCCCCAAGUUCGUCACCUCCACGCCGCCCGCGUACGACCAGGCCACCACCAACACCAACCAGCUGGCCUUCCGCGCGCAGCUGAACUCGUUCCUGCUGGAGGUGCGCAGCCAGCAGACGCUGCCGCAGCUGAAGCAGUACCUGCUGCUGUACAGCAGCAUCGCGCUGGGGCGGCUGGCGGCGCUGAUGGACGUGGAGGAGGGCGCGCUGAGGCAGCAGCUGCUGUGCCUCAAGGCCAAGCAGCGCCAGCUCAAGUGGGACGGCGGCAAGGACAUGACCGCGGGCACCUGGACUGUGGCCAGCGACCUGGAGUUCCACAUUGACGUGGACGCCGCCACCGGCCGCGAGAUGGUGCUGGUGUCGGACAGCCAGACCGUGGCCACCUACGCGCCCCUGCUGGCGCACCACAUCUCCCGCUUCGAGGAGAUCGUGCGCGACCUGUCGCUGCCGCCGCCCGUGGCCGCAGCCGCUGCCGCCGCGCCCGCCGCCGCGGCUGCGCCGGCCGCUGCGCGCGCGUAAGGGCUUAUGGAGUGGAGCACCGGGCGUGUGUUCUUGCGGAGUGCGUGGUUUUUUCGGGGAAGAUGGGGUCGAGGGCUUGGGGAUGUAGAAAGGGAGGGGUAGGGGCCAGGAAGGGAUAAAUGGAGGGUGAAUGACCGUUGUGUGCAGGACUGGCUUGGCAGCCUGUUUGACCGAGGUGGUCGUGCGUGUGCUGUGUUGUUGUGGUGAGGUGGACGCUUGGUCGGUGCGCGGGCGCUGAGGAGGUCGAGGUUUAUUUAGGUAGACGCCCAGAGGCGUGUAGCCAGGGCAAGAACUGCAUUACGAGUGAAACGUAGCAAUUCCAGGUUGAGUAGUGCCUGCCGGCGCGCAUUCGCAGGAUGAUGUGACAGGGGGCCUGAGAUGGCGGGGAGGCGCGUGCGAGCGCUGAAGGGCCAGUUCGGCCCGUAGCACCCAAGGCGCAGCGCUCACUGGCGCAAUGCAAUGUUAAAUGCAAAUUACA